Schistocerca cancellata (South American locust) is the source of this 609-nucleotide messenger RNA. RefSeq lists its product as uncharacterized. The record is from RefSeq and is a predicted model, not a curated record. The transcript is spliced from 5 exons. NCBI's taxonomy places the organism in Eukaryota, Metazoa, Arthropoda, Insecta, Orthoptera, Acrididae. The coding region runs from base 1 to 609 and encodes 202 amino acids.
AUGCAGGCCAUCCAGGUCGUCGUCGUCCUCGCUUCCCUGGUCGUCGCCCUGUGCCACCCCCACAUGUCUGGAGCCUCGAGUGAAGCCGAGGCUGCGCGCGCAGCGGCCAUCGCCAGAGCCUUCCAGGCAGCCAGCUUGGGUCUCUCCGGCGCCCCAGUAGGGUGCUACCUGGGUGCUGAGAUAGGUGAGGUGCACACUGCCACCAUCUGGGAGCAGGCUGCUGCUUGGGGGCGGGGGGCCGGUGUAGUUCUGGAGGAAGUAGAUGUGGCACGCGCCCUUGCAGCUGGACGGAGGAGUGCAGGUGCGUGCAUCGAUAGGCCUGCCAGACGAAGUGGCCUGGCGCGCAAGGGCGGCCCUGGAUUAACGGCGCCACCGGCACCGCCAGCUGUGUGCGAUGCCGCCAUUGCCGCCGCCGCCGCCGCCGCCGCCGCUGCUGCAGCAAUUAGAGGCAAUUGUGCGCGAUGCCGUCAUCCGGUGACACACGCGCCGCUGCGCGCCCGGCCUGGAGAUUUGUCAUUUGCGAAAGUCGCGGCCGAGGCACGGGGGCGUGAGAACGAGCCGGCGGUCAGAUUCUCUCGCCCGGAAAGACGCGCCUCCUCAAUUGGAUAA